This is a messenger RNA of Pogona vitticeps (central bearded dragon), 1856 nucleotides long. RefSeq names its product tumor necrosis factor receptor superfamily member 1A. NCBI's taxonomy places the organism in Eukaryota, Metazoa, Chordata, Lepidosauria, Squamata, Agamidae. Gene Ontology annotation, biological process: inflammatory response; signal transduction. Gene Ontology annotation, molecular function: tumor necrosis factor receptor activity; tumor necrosis factor binding. The record is from RefSeq and is a predicted model, not a curated record. Gene Ontology annotation, cellular component: signaling receptor complex; membrane raft.
UUUCUUGUGUGUUUUUUUUUCAAGCUUCCUGCUCUAUAGGGAACUUGGAUUGCGAGACCAGAAAGUUUCAAUAUCUUAGCGAGUGACGCACGACAAGGCCUAGCCUACAGAUGUAAGGGGACAAGCUGGCCUCGUUAUGGCCCCACUGGGGCUGGUCCCAGUUUUCCUGGCUGUGGUAGAAUUAAGCCUGAUUCAAAUGAAAGCUGGUGAGGCCUUAGGGACUGUCCUCAUCCCAGAUAAUGUACAAAGGACAGUCUCAGACAAACGGGCCUCGCUCCACUCCAGUGCAAGAGGAAGGAGGGAGUUGGUGACAUGCUCGAUAGGAGAGUAUCUUCACCCAAAUGGGAGCCACUGUUGUAUGAAAUGCCACAAAGGAACAUACGUGGCAGAACACUGUUCAGGGCAAGAUAAGGCAACCAAGUGCGCAGUGUGCCGCCCAAAUGCCUUCAUGUCCAUAGAAAAUUAUUCUGAUAAGUGCUUUGGAUGUGGACGCUGCCGGUCAAGCUUUGGACAGAUAACAAUAUCCAGCUGUACUCCUGAGCGCGACACCGUUUGUGGCUGUGGAGAAAAUCAGUACCAGACUUCAGACAAACCUGAGUUCUUUUGCAAGAAAUGCAGUCGCUGUCAAAAUGGAACAAUCAGGCAAGAUUGUACCAAAUUUAAGGACACAAUAUGUGAGUGUCUCCCUGGAUUCUUUCUUCGGAAAAAUGAAAACAGCUGCUCCCCGUGCACCAGCUGCAACAGCCUUGACUGUGAACCAUAUUGUAAGGAACCGCUUCCGGUAAUGAAUCCAUUAAGUUCCCAACAAGUCAUGUUUGUCCUCAGCUCAUUGGUCAUCAUCUUUGGAGCUUGUUGUAUAUUCUUCCUGACAAGGAAAAUUGCCAAGCAAUAUCGUCAGAAGAAACAGAAGCCAUCUUCUGAUUUAUUUUCUUUGACCCCGGAGUCAAUGAGAGAACCUACUUCAAAGGUUGCAGACUGCACUCUUCUGGUGCCACCUCUAGAAACAAAACAGUUGACACAGUUAACCGCAAGUGUGCCUCUACCAGACUGUGUGAGAUCUGCAGAAAAGAGGCAGAUCCCAAAUCGUCCUGAAGUUUUGUAUGCUAUUAUGGAGCAAGUGCCACCAAUCCGGUGGAAGGAAUUUAUACGGUACCUGGGACUGAAAGAAAAUGUAGUGGAGAGAAUUACUAUAGAACAGCAUUCCUUCAGAGAAGCACAAUAUGAGAUGCUGAGACAUUGGAGGCUGCAGGCAGGCCAAGAUGCCACCGUGGAGCGCAUCAGCAAUGCUCUCAACCAGAUGGAGCUGAAUGGCUGCAGUGAGGCCAUUCAAGAAGCCUUGGCAAACCAACACUAGAUAUUUUGUCUUCUUGCUUCUUUUCAAGCAAAACCGGUUCACACAUGCAUGUUCAUUUCUUGGUGGCAUCAUUGUUUUGGUGCUUUGCGUGAGUCAGAGUUGUUACAACAGUAUCAAAGUUCUGUUCAUGGUGCAAGUUACCACUAGCAUUUCAGCUCACCCAUCAUUAGGUGCUGAAGACAUAAUAAACAGCGGACACAUCGUAAGAGAUUUGUAACUAGAGGAAGGUGUCACUCCAUUCCCUCUGACAAAUGUAUAUCUAAAAACAGUUUUUGCCACAGUUAAGCCCAGUUUCUCCUCCUGGAAUUUGAUUUUGGCCCCUCUCUUUGGCCAUUCAUCAUUGCCAUCUUGUUUUUAAAACUUUGGAGAGACUGAAAGCAGAUAAUUUCAUCAAAUGCCUUGCUUUAUAAGAGAUGUCUCUGAAAUGAGUAAUGUUUUCCAAUUCACUUUUUUUUUAGGCUGCACUAUGAGACCCAUCUUUUUAAAUACUUAUAUGUUUUUA